UCUGGAAUUAGCAAUUAAAGUUCAAAGAUGAUUAAAUUAUUUUCACUGAAACAACAGAAGAAAGAGGGCGAUCAAACUGGCCGCAGUGGAGCACAACAAAAGAAAGCAUCUGCUGCCCAGUUGCGCAUACAAAAAGACAUUAAUGAACUUACCCUGCCAAAAACAUGUGCUAUGGAUUUCCCCGAUCCAGAUGAUUUGCUCAAUUUCAAACUGAUUAUUUGUCCCGAUGAAGGUUUUUACAAAGGUGGGCGUUUUGUGUUUAAUUUUCGUGUUGGCCCCAACUAUCCACAUGAAGCACCAAAAGUUAAGUGUGAAACACAAGUCUAUCACCCCAACAUUGAUCUCGAGGGCAAUGUUUGUUUAAAUAUUCUGCGCGAAGACUGGAAUCCAGUAUUGACUAUAAGUUCGAUUGUCUAUGGUUUACAGUAUUUAUUUUUGGAACCCAAUCCAGAGGAUCCAUUAAAUAAAGAAGCCGCUGAUGUUUUGCAAACAAAUCGUCGCCUCUUUGAACAUAAUGUAUCGAAAGCAAUGCGUGGUAAUUUUGUCGGAGAAACAUAUUUUGAAUGCUGCCUCAAGUGAUAUAGAAAAACAAAAGUUUUUACUUUAAGAAAUGGUGUCUACCUCUUGGCCAUUUUAUUGGGAAUUGGUGGACGCUUUUAUAUUAAUUUAAUUUUUCAAAACAAUUAAAGCAACUCUUAUUACUCAUAACAAGCAUCCCGCCCGUUUCAUUUU
Molecule: messenger RNA, 732 nt
Organism: Musca vetustissima
Lineage: Eukaryota; Metazoa; Arthropoda; Insecta; Diptera; Muscidae
Gene: UbcE2M
Product: nedd8-conjugating enzyme UbcE2M
Exons: 3
Coding region: 28-579 (183 amino acids)
Source: RefSeq, a predicted model, not a curated record